Messenger RNA from Hyposmocoma kahamanoa, 1668 nucleotides. Its product is annotated as tRNA methyltransferase 10 homolog A. Gene Ontology annotation, molecular function: tRNA binding. The coding region runs from base 149 to 1063 and encodes 304 amino acids. Gene Ontology annotation, biological process: tRNA N1-guanine methylation. The transcript is spliced from 5 exons. Gene Ontology annotation, cellular component: nucleoplasm; nucleus. The record is from RefSeq and is a predicted model, not a curated record. Lineage: Eukaryota; Metazoa; Arthropoda; Insecta; Lepidoptera; Cosmopterigidae.
GAGCCCAGCAGCGGCUGCCCUGGAUGUCUUCGCGAUAGAGUCGCGAGUCGAUUGGAAGCGAGUCGUUAAGGCGUCGUAAAACAGCGGAGGGCCCUUCCUCGAAACAUCCUCCCCAGAGUUGGUAGCGGAUUGCAGAUAGUCCAGAAUCAUGAUUGAGAGUGAAGAUAAUUCAACAAAUGAUAGAGAGUCGGCAGAAGGUAAUUUUCCUCAGUAUACUUUAUUCGAUAUUACAAUAGAUCCCGGCUUAAAAGACAACGAAGGUAACGAAUUUCCUAGGCCGUACACCAAAAAUCAGAUGCGUAAAUGGCUGAAGAAAGUGAAGUGGGCAAAUCGUAAAGCAGAAAAACGGGCACACGAGAAAGCGAGAGCUAAAGAGCGUAGGAGAGAAGCCCGCGAAGCUAACAUAGAUUUAGGACCCAACAGAAAAGCUCUAAAGAAAAUGAAACUAGAAAAACCUAAGAGCACCACAGGUAUAAUCAUAGAUCUAAGUUUUGAUAACCUAAUGAUAGAAAAGGACAGGUUCAAAGUAAUAAAGCAGAUCUUGAGAUGUUACUCUAUAAAUAGAAGAUCUGACAAACCUUUGAAGUUUCAUAUUACUAGUUUUGGAGAAAAGUCAAAAACUGAUAUAUCUCGACAUAAUGGUUAUGAACAUUGGGAUAUAGAAUACCAUGAUGCGGGGUAUCUUGACAUAUUUCCCAAGGAAAAAAUUGUGUAUCUCAGUAGUGAGUCAGAAAACAUUAUUGAAAACUUUGAUGAGGACACUUAUUAUGUCAUUGGGGGAUUAGUAGACCACAAUAAACAUAAGGGUCUAUGCCAUAAAAUAGCAGUUGAGCAAGGCAUCAGACAUGCCCAGUUACCAUUACAGAAAUAUGUGAAUAUGAAAACUAGGAAAGUUCUAACUAUUGACCAUGUUUUUGAAAUAGUCCUGAGGGUGUGUGAAGGGCUGUCUUGGCAAGAGACUUUAAUGAAAGUGUUACCAACCAGAAAAGGAGCCCAUGUCUGUGAUACAGUCAGUACUACAAGUUUGGAUGUUUCAUGUAACAGUGAUGACAAUUCUAUGUAGACUUAAUCAAAUGUUACCAGUUUAACUAUUAUUUGUUGCUCAUUUGGUACUAGGUACACAGAUUAUAUAUUGAAGAAUAUUUUGAAAAUAAAUAGCCAAGUUACAAUAUUUAUUAAUAGGCGCCUUGACGUCGAGUUGCGGACACCAGCCCGUUACACCAAGUACCAAGUAGUACAAUAUUUACAUGUAAAUAGCUUUUAUUCUGCUAGUAACUUUUAUUAUCACAUGAAUUAUUAUUGUCACAUCCAUAAGAAGGUAUUACGAAUUUCCAAGAAUGCGACCUAAAAUAUCUAAAUAUCAUUACUGAGGAUAGAACAAAAUAUUCCACUGCCUCGGAUAUCACACUUACCUUGACUAUACUGUACACUAUACUAUGUAUAAUAAUUUUUAAUUAUUUAUUGACAUUUAUCACGUCUGUUUGAGUAAAAUGAUCACUGGUCUUCUUCAAAUUUGGUGUGUAAUGUAAAGAAAAUGUAUCAUAAUUAAAAAUAGAGACAUUAACUUUUCUUUAUCAAAUUCAUCAAAGGUGUUGACUGUUAGCGAAGCUUCGAAUUUUGUAUUAUUUCAUAGCGUAGGUAUUCAUUAUCAAAAUUUUAUAAAAAUCA